GGUGUCACUUCCUUUGCCAGGUAGUCAAGUCCGUGAGGGUGGAAAGGAGCUUUGGAGAAGAAUUCGAACAGUGUCCAUUUCAUGGGCCCCUAACCUUCAUGUUACGAACUGUGAGAGGAAGGAUUAAUAGAAAAGUUCCAGCAAAUUCAUUUUUUGUUACAUUUCGAGCUGUUCUGGAUUUGCUUCUCGUAAAGAAAAAACAAAGAAGCUUCCAAGUGGGAUAUGCAGGCAACCUACUUUAUAAAGGAGUUGCAGACGUUUCUACAGUGGACUGUGUAAGCACGCAUAAGAAGGAAGAUUCCAAAAGCAGUAGCAAGGGACGAUUUCUUCCACAGUGGAGAAGAAUUGUGUGUGAUCAUUUUCUUUUAACCUCUAGUCGUCUAGCUCAGAUUGACUAAUAUGGAUUGUAAUUCCUGUGAACCCUGAAGCAGAUUAAGAAAAAAAGCAUAGGAGAACACAAGUGAAAAUAAGUUGAAAGGAAAGACUCUAGUUUGCCAGCAUGCCAAUUGAAACUUUGCAGCCUGACCGAAUGGUCAGGCAGAUUUCUGCUGCCACCACUUUCACCUCAGCAAUGCCCUUCCGCAUCUUGAACAAGGGACCAGAAUAUUUUCGCAAGCAGUCAGAGCCCAUGUCUAAAAAGCCCAGUGCAGUAGAGAGGCUUGAAGCAGACAAGGCUAAGUAUGUGAAAAGCCAGAAAGUUGCCAACACGAAGCAAGAACCUGUGAAGCCUCCCUUGAAAAAGCAACCCCUGUCGCUGGUCCGGCGAGACAUCCAUACUCCCAUCAGGAAGACCCCACUUGCUGUCCACAAGAAGGAACCCUUGAAUUUAGAAAUAUUGAACAACCUGAUUAAUGUUUCUGACAGCCCAGUGUCAUCCCCUAAAUCGGAGACAUCCCCAGGGGUUGAAGCCAGAUUAAGAAGUGAGCCUCUUGAUUCAGCCUUUCAGAGAAACUCAGUUUUCUCAAGAAGUCCUUUUUUAAGUAAACAUUACGACUCUGCAAAUGGAAAAACUAAAUUUUCUGAAAAUUUACUGAUGCCAAAACCUCAAAGUGCAGUGGCUGUACGGAGAGUGGAUGUCCGUCCUAGUUGUAUCAGAAUGGUCCAGACCCUUCCAGCUACCCCACCACCCCUUUCACCUGCAGCUUCAAGACUUUCUUCUGUGAGUUCCAAGAGUUCACCAAAGACUCAUAUGCUGGAGGUAAGUCAGGACAGUGCCAAAUCUCAGCCAUCCCUCCAUCGAUCAAAGUCUGACCUAAGUGAUAGGUACUCUAGGGCAACUGCUGAUCUUGAACGAUUCUUCAAUUAUUGUGGUCUGGAUCCAGAGGAGAUAGAGAACAUUGGCAUGGACCGUUUUGCCAGGGCUAGUUCAGAUAUAGUUUCUCUCAAAUUUCACAGUGUGAGCACUGCCAGUUCAGCAGACUGUCGUUCACAUCAGAGCCACAUGACUGAGGAAAGACAUAGUGACAGAGUACCGUAUGGUAUCUCUGUUGUAGAGCGUAAUGCCAGAGUCAUUAAAUGGCUGUAUGGACUGCGACAAGCCAUGGAAUCACAAAAAAUAUCCAGUGUAUAAUCAACAUUGCUGAACUGGUGACAUGAAACUGUUUUAAAACAUGAUGCUCAUUUUAUUAAUUUCCAGCUCAUCUGUUUUCAUUUGUGCAUGGAGUGCACAGGUAUCUUUGCCAUUAAAUGUCAGAAUUGUAAGGCUGGGGCCAUUUCAUUUUUCAGUGUUCUGCCAUUAGUCCUGUAUUAAGCACAUAAAGAAGUGCACAGAGCCCACUCAUUUGCUUUCAGGGUUAAACAGCCAGAAAGGUAAGACAUCAUAUGUGAUGCUAAGAUGCUCUGACCAUCACAGUAAAGACAAAGCUGUGUGACACGUUGAUGUUUUUUGUUAUGGGUAGGAACAGCAGUACCUCUUUUGAUGAGUGUCCCCCUGGGGGUGUAGCAGGCAGUGUUGUUUACAUCGACUCCUGUCAUAUUUUCAUUUUUUUGUAUGUUUCAAAAUUGUACAGAUGAUGUUGUAUCUGUACUGUACUGUGCAUCUUUUUACACUAAUAUUUUGAUACUUGAAACGUGAUAUUGUAGCAUUUGUUUACACCCCAUGACCUUUUUCUGUCACAUACAAAGCUAUCUUUCUUGAUUGUGUAAAAAUGCUCCAAGUAUGGAAAUUCCUGCUGUUUUUAAACUUGUUGACCCUUUUAAUAAGGGUCUAGGGUCAAAGUGGAAAAUGUGGCAAUAUUUCAGCUGACAUUUCAUGAUUACUUAGAAAAGCAAACGUAGAAAAUGUGAUUGUAUGCGUUUGUAUGGCUGAAACGCUGGGAAAUUCUAGAUUUGAGGGAGGGGGGUUGUCACUUGGCUUCCUUUGUUACAGACCAUCAUAUCUGGUGAAAAAAAAAUAAAAUUAUUUGUGCUAAAAGAA
Protopterus annectens (West African lungfish) is the source of this 2416-nucleotide messenger RNA. RefSeq names its product family with sequence similarity 110 member A (gene FAM110A). NCBI's taxonomy places the organism in Eukaryota, Metazoa, Chordata, Ceratodontiformes, Protopteridae. The record is from RefSeq and is a predicted model, not a curated record. Bases 500 to 1570 code for a protein of 356 amino acids. The transcript has 2 exons.